Synchytrium microbalum is the source of this 3699-nucleotide messenger RNA. RefSeq lists its product as uncharacterized. Gene Ontology annotation, molecular function: protein binding. Gene Ontology annotation, cellular component: MOZ/MORF histone acetyltransferase complex. Gene Ontology annotation, biological process: regulation of transcription by RNA polymerase II. The coding region runs from base 1 to 3699 and encodes 1232 amino acids. The record is from RefSeq and is a predicted model, not a curated record. Lineage: Eukaryota; Fungi; Chytridiomycota; Chytridiomycetes; Synchytriales; Synchytriaceae. The transcript is spliced from 11 exons.
AUGGACGACGACACUCAAAUCGUUCAGGACUCUGAAGAUGACAUCUCCAUCAAACCACGAAAACAAAGGCAACUACCUGCGUUGCUUCCUAGAUCCCAUGGAAGAUUCGCCAAAAUCACAAAGCGUAGGAUAAUUGAUGAUGAUGAACCCAGUACUCCAGGCCAACCAACGGCAGAACCUCCUGCCAAACGACAAAGAAAGCCUCGCCGUGAAAGCAAGAGUAGAUCUCCGACUCGCACUGUUAGAAAAAAGAAAGAGAAACUACCUGCAGCGCAACGAAGACGACGAGUUUCCACUUCAGUCCAACCUGAAGAAGCACAUUACGGCUCUCCUGGAUCAUUGGCAAGUGAUCUCGACCAUCAUGGAUCUGAUCGACCGUUAGAAGAAAGAGCGUUCACCGAAACUUGGCCCGAUCUAAACCCCAAACGACCAUUACCUCUACUUAAAUUCCCUAGAGCUGCCGGUGAGAAUCGGGAUCCUAGUGUUGGAGCAGGAAAGAAGGUGUCUGAUCAGGAUGGCGGGAUAAAAGAAGCUGAUAUUCCAGAGCACGCAACAAAUCGAGGACGACAUACGAAUAAAAGAACACCAUCUCCCGCAAAGUCAGCCGAUGGAGAUAUCAGAAUGGGUGAAAGCUCAAAUAGUGAUGUGCAGGAAAUCGACGGCGUGUUACCCCUACGAGAUGACUUUUUAGGGGUUGGUGAACCAACCGUAAUACCACCACUCAACAUCAACAUACUCAAACCAGUACCGAAACCCAGCUUUCGCAAAGUAUAUGUGCCUACACCGUUAGAUAACGACAGGUAUAUCGAACCACGUCCAAGCAGAGUCUCGUAUCGUGGAAAUUACAUUCAUUACAUUGAACCCUCAGAAGAUGAACUGGCUGAAAGAGUCGAAUAUGAUAUGGAUGAGCAAGAUAAGUCAUGGCUCCUCGCGUACAAUCAAGAAAGACGCGCAGAUGGUGCGCAGGAUGUUACCGAAGCUUUUUUUGAACUUAUCAUGGAUCGAUUCGAGAAGGAGUGGUUUGACUUGACGAAAGAUCUGGUCAAAGAAAUCAAAACUGAGAUGGAGUACCCGGAAGAUAUAACGUGUGCUGUUUGUGAUGAUGGUGAAGCUGAAAAUAGUAAUGCAAUUGUCUUUUGUGAUGGUUGCAAUCUUGCCGUACAUCAAGAUUGCUAUGGUAUACCAUUCAUUCCUGAAGGACAGUAUCUUUGUCGAAAGUGCAUGAUAAGUCCUGAAACACCUGUGUCUUGUGUUUUUUGUCCAAAUGAAGGUGGAGCCUUCAAACAGACAGUCACUAAUAGAUGGGCUCAUGUGCUCUGUUCCUUGUUUAUACCUGAAGUUGGCUUUCGCAACCCAACGUAUAUGGAGCCUGUAGAUAAUAUUGACAAGAUUCCCAAGAGUCGAUGGAAGCUGACCUGUUACAUAUGCAAACGGAAGAAAGGUGCAUGUAUACAGUGUGCGUCAAAGAACUGUUACAUUGCAUAUCAUGUCACUUGCGCUCAAAAAGCCAAGUUGUAUAUGAAGAUGAAGUCUCAUAAUCCUACUUAUGAUGACAAUUUGACCAAGACAUUUUGUGACAAGCACACUCCUCGUGAACAUCGAGACGAGUUUGAUAUUGAGGCUCGAAUCACUCAGAUCCAAGAAGAACUUGCCAUGGAUGAAGCCGCAAACCAUGGUUAUUCUCAUCACGGUCAUGAUCAUGGACAGGAAGAUGACGAGCAAGAAGUCAAAAAACGUCGCCGGAGUAAAGGCAAGGCGCGACGUAUAGUCGAAGAUGACGACACCAUGUCAGCUCCUCCAACUGAUCGUAAAGGUGGUAAACGAUUUGCACCCUCAAACGCUUCAAAGUCUGCUCAAGCACAUAGUACAGACUUUAUGCCCAAAGCUCCGGUCAUUCCUGCCUAUAUUCUUACUAUUGUUAUGAACGAAGUCAUCAAAGUCAACUUCAGAAAGAAGAAUGUCUUUAUUGAAGAUGUGGCUCGUUAUUGGAGUCUUAAACGUGAAUCGAGGAGAGGAGCACCCUUGCUGAAGAGACUUCAUUUAGAGCCAUGGACUGCAAAUGCUUCGGCACACAAGGAAGAUGAAAAGAUCAAGGCCCAGCGUUAUGAAGUCUUGACGUACAUUCGAAAAGACUUGGAACGUGCCCGAAUACUGGCUGAGAUGGUUCGUAAACGCGAACGUGAAAAGUUACGACAAGCUCAAGUGCAAAAGGAAUACUUCGAGAACAUGUUUUAUCCGCUAACAAAGACCUUCCGGUCAGUCCUGGAAGACAUGAGGAGGUUUGACAGCUAUCAAUUCUUCCAUAUCCCAGUUCGUGCUGUUGAUGUGCCAGAUUAUUACGAUGUUAUCAAAGUCCCAAUGGAUUUCUCGACCAUAGAGAAGAAAAUUGAUAAUUAUGAAUAUCGUUCUAUUGCUAGCUUCGAGGCAAGUCUUGACGUGUCAAACCAUGAAGCUGAUGUCAAUUUGAUUUGCUCAAACUGUAUGAUAUAUAAUCAAAAGGACACCGUCUAUUAUAAAACUGCUCAACGUCUCCAAAAGAGAUUUGAGUAUGUUUUCCAACAAUUGGCCGAAAGAGUCAGUCACUGGCAUACACGCGGCGAUACCGGUAUUUUGGAUGUGCCAUUCGCUCCUCAAAUGAUGGCAUAUGGACCUUCAGCAGGGUUUGUGGAUCCAACCGAAGAUGCCGAACGUAUUGCACGUGUUGAAGAACGUAUACGAAAGGAAACUAUAGAAGAUGCUGCUCUAGCUGUAGCUGAAACAGAAGCAGUCGCGGCUGCAGAAGUUAUCGCUAAGAGGAGAGCGGAGAAACAAGCUCUUCGAGAGCAAGAAAAACAACAAGAGAAACUGGCAGAUGUAGUAGCUGCAUUAACAUCGCCACGAGCUCUAAGAAAUCGUAUAUUUGUUGACGAGAUGGGGUUAGUAGUACCAGAACCACCUCCAGCUGCCAAGAGAGCCUCAUCGCCGUUAAAACAGGUAUCGUCUAGCAGCAGUAGUAGCAAACCCUCAGACGCUGUUAUGAUGGACGUUGAUAUACCCAUGCAAAAUGGCCAUCCUCUCGCUAAAAGAGCUCGUACUAAGGCUACUCCAGACGCCGAUGUUGUCAUGUAUACGCCACCUAUAGAAGCAUCUCCCAAGUCACCAGUACUGCUUCCUAAAUCACCAGAAAUACCAUCUAAAUCACCAGAAGUAUCACCUAAAACACCAGCCAGGCCACUUAAAUCAUCACAUGUACGAGCUCAAUCACCAGCAGUCUCUACUACUCCGCAAUCGCAUAUAGUAAAGUCACCUAAACCAGAAGAUGCUGCCAAUAAGCCAUCUACAGAACCACCUGUAAAACCUGUAAAAGCUGUACCUCAACCAGUACAGAAAGUUUCAGCACCCACAGCGAAACGAGCAAGUAACAAAACAGCACAAAGGAAAGCCGCAACAGCAUCACCAUCACCAGGACCAGUAAAAUUAUAUCCUCCAGAUGACCUGCCAAGGCCAUCUCGACCCACUCCAGAAUAUGAAGCAGCCGUAACAAAGUUAUUGUCUGUCGCUAUCGGGUCUGGAGGUUCUGGUAAGAGGGCAGUGCUAGUCAAACCUUGGGGCGAGGCGGUACCAGUAGAGGUUAUGGACAAAUUCAUUCCAUUUGAUGAGAAUCCAAUGCUAAUUGAAAUGAUAGAGGAUCUCGAUCGUGCGGGUUCUCGCAUUAUGUAG